Messenger RNA from Enhydra lutris kenyoni (northern sea otter), 2363 nucleotides. RefSeq names its product collagen type VIII alpha 2 chain. The record is from RefSeq and is a predicted model, not a curated record. Bases 1 to 2100 code for a protein of 699 amino acids. The transcript is spliced from 2 exons. Gene Ontology annotation, molecular function: protein binding. NCBI's taxonomy places the organism in Eukaryota, Metazoa, Chordata, Mammalia, Carnivora, Mustelidae.
AUGCGGGGGGCUCUGCCGCCCCUGUCUUCGCUGCUGCUGCUGCUGCUGGGGUGCGGGCCGAGGGCAGCCACCGGAGGCGGGGCCGGCGGGGCCGCGGGCUACGCGCCGGUGAAGUACGUGCAGCCCAUGCACAAAGGACCUGUGGGGCCGCCCUUCCGCGAGGGCAAGGGCCAGUACCUGGAAAUGCCUCUACCGCUGCUGCCAAUGGACCUGAAAGGCGAGCCUGGGCCACCUGGGAAGCCCGGGCCUCGGGGGCCCCCUGGCCCUCCUGGCUUCCCAGGAAAACCAGGCACCGGAAAGCCAGGACUCCAUGGGCAGCCUGGCCCCGCCGGCCCCCCUGGCUUCUCCCGGAUGGGCAAGGCUGGUCCCCCAGGGCUCCCAGGCAAGGCUGGGCCACCAGGACAGCCAGGGCUUCAGGGCGAGCCAGGGAUACGAGGGGACCAGGGUCUUCGGGGGCCCCCAGGACCUCCUGGCCUCCCUGGGCCCUCAGGCAUUUCUGUCCCUGGGAAGCCAGGCCCCCAAGGGGUGCCAGGGCCCCCAGGAUUCGGAGGGGAGCGAGGGCCCCAGGGGGAGCCAGGGCCCCCAGGUGAUCGAGGUCUCAAGGGGGAUAAUGGAGUGGGUCAGCCAGGGCUACCUGGGGCCCCAGGGCAGGGGGGUGCCCCUGGACCCCCUGGCCUCCCUGGUCCAGCUGGCUUGGGCAAACCAGGUUUGGAUGGGCUUCCUGGGGCCCCUGGAGAUAAGGGUGAGUCGGGGCCUCCAGGAGUACCGGGACCCAGGGGGGAGCCAGGGGCUCUGGGCCCAAAAGGACCUCCCGGGGUGGAUGGUGUGGGGGUCCCAGGGGCAGCAGGGCUGCCAGGGCCACAGGGCCCAGCAGGGGCCAAAGGGGAGCCAGGAAUCCGGGGGCCCCCUGGUCUGAUAGGCCCCACUGGCUAUGGGGUGCCAGGACUGCCAGGCCCCAAGGGGGACAGGGGCCCAGCUGGGGUCCCAGGCCACUUGGGGGACAGAGGUGAGCCAGGUGAGGAUGGGGAGCCAGGGGAGCAAGGCCCACAGGGCCUUGGGGGGCCCCCAGGACUUCCAGGAUCUGCAGGACUCCCUGGCAGACGUGGGCCCCCUGGGCCCAAAGGGGAUACAGGGCCUGGAGGACCCCCAGGAGUGCCUGGGAUUCGAGGUGACCAGGGACCUAAUGGCCUGGCUGGGAAACCUGGGCCCCCAGGAGAGAGGGGACUUCCUGGGGCCCAUGGGCCCCCUGGACCAUCUGGGCCCAAAGGUGAGCCAGGUUUCACUGGCCGUCCUGGGGGACCAGGGGUGGCAGGAGCCCUGGGACAGAAGGGUGACUUGGGGCUCCCUGGGCAGCCAGGCCUGAGGGGCCCCUCAGGAAUCCCAGGGCUCCAGGGCCCAGCUGGUCCUAUCGGGCCCCAGGGACUGCCAGGCCUGAAGGGUGAACCCGGCUUGCCAGGGCCCCCAGGCGAGGGGAAAGUGGGGGAACCGGGAGUGACUGGGCCUACAGGGCCCCCUGGGGUCCCUGGUUCCCCAGGACUCACUGGCCCUCCCGGGCCUCCUGGGCCUCCCGGUCCCCCUGGCGCCCCGGGGGCCUUUGAUGAGACUGGCAUCGCCGGACUGCACCUGCCCAACGGAGGCGUGGAGGGUGCUGUGCUGGGCAAGGGGAACAAGCCACAGUUUGGACUGGGAGAGCUGUCAGCCCACGCCACGCCCGCCUUCACCGCUGUACUCACCUCACCCUUCCCUGCCUCGGGCAUGCCUGUCAAGUUUGACCGGACUCUCUACAACGGCCACAGUGGCUACAACCCAGCCACCGGCAUCUUCACCUGCCCUGUGGGCGGGGUCUACUACUUUGCUUACCAUGUGCACGUCAAGGGCACCAACGUGUGGGUGGCCCUGUACAAGAACAACGUGCCAGCCACAUACACCUACGACGAGUACAAGAAGGGCUACCUGGACCAGGCAUCUGGCGGGGCUGUGCUCCAGCUGCGGCCCAACGACCAGGUCUGGGUGCAGAUGCCGUCGGACCAGGCCAACGGCCUCUACUCCACUGAGUAUAUCCACUCCUCCUUUUCAGGGUUCUUGCUCUGCCCCACAUAACACCACGGGGGCCUUGACUCCUUGGCCUCCUCCUCUUUAGUGGUAGAGAGACCUUCUCAGUUACAAGAACCUCCAUUUAAAGAAAAAACCAAAAGCUGAACAGAUGCGGAAGCAGAGGCGGCCGUGGCCUUGGCCCGAGGAGACUGGUUUGGUUUCUCCCUCCACGCAGGCUGAGGUGUUUUCUGGAAGAGGCUGGCCUGAGUUCCUCACCCCCAAGUGUCUGUGCAGUGUGGCGGUUGUGCCCCCGCUGUAGGCAGGCCCCC